Molecule: messenger RNA, 1047 nt
Organism: Spea bombifrons (plains spadefoot toad)
Lineage: Eukaryota; Metazoa; Chordata; Amphibia; Anura; Pelobatidae
Gene: UBE2S
Product: ubiquitin conjugating enzyme E2 S
Exons: 5
Coding region: 206-841 (211 amino acids)
Source: RefSeq, a predicted model, not a curated record
UUAUUGAGAAGCGAAGGUUAUAUGAAGGGGUACUGCGUAAUCGCGAGGUCUUGGUUGGGGGGGUAGUUGGAAGAUUCGUAGUUGGUGUCUAACGGACGAGUGGAGGUUAAGCCGAUGCAAAAGUGGCCUCUAUUUAAAUAGAUCAACGAAAGGUAAUCGCGAGAGAGGACUAAAGGGAUUCUAUCACAGAGACACGUAUAAAAGCAUGAACUCAAACGUUGAGAAUUUGCCUCCACACAUAAUUCGCUUGGUCUACAAGGAAGUAUCAACUCUGACAUCUGACCCACCAGAAGGAAUAAAAAUAUUUCCCAAUGAAGAGGAUAUAACUGAUUUGCAAGUUAGCAUUGAAGGUCCAGAGGGCACUCCAUAUGCAGGAGGGGUUUUUAGAAUGAAAUUGAUCUUGGGUAAAGAUUUCCCAUCAGCACCACCAAAAGGAUACUUUUUAACGAAGAUAUUUCAUCCAAAUAUUAGUUCAAACGGAGAGAUCUGUGUCAAUGUAUUAAAGAAAGAUUGGAAGGCUGAGCUAGGCAUUAGACAUAUUUUGCUUACAAUAAAGUGUUUGUUGAUUCACCCAAAUCCAGAGUCUGCGCUGAAUGAAGAGGCUGGACGCCUCUUGCUGGAGAACUAUGAAGAGUAUGCUUCCCGUGCAAAACUCAUGACUGAAAUCCAUGCACAGGCUUCCAACUUGAGGGGUAAAGAUACAGCAGACCCGUGUUCAUCUGCAUCACCUACACCGUCAAAUGGUGAUGGACCUAUGGCUAAGAAACAUGCUGGGGAUAGGGACAAGAAGCUAGCAGCAAAAAAGAAGAUGGAUAAAAAAAGAGCAUUGAGGAGGCUUUAAGUAAUAGGAAAAAACAUCUAUGGGGCUAGGAUCAAACCAUGAGCGUGAAAAGAACUUGUUUGCAAACUUUUAAAGUAUGUGGGAGGGACUGAAAGAUUUGGGGGAGUCGCUACACCCUCUUCCUUAUAUUCUGUUUUUUAACGCUUCAUUUUGUUUUCCAAUCUAAGUUAUUUAAAUUAUAAAUCUAUUAAAAUACUUUCACAUGA